UUGACCCCCCGGGGAGCUGCCUGGUGCAGCCACUGCUGUCUACACUCAGCGCCGGGCUCUGGGUUCCAGCAUCUCUGGCAGGAGGAAGCAAGCGGGCGCAGCUAGGCAGUUCGUGGGUUACUGGCUGCACAAUGGCAGAUGAAGCCGGAAAGUCCCAGGCACUGGUUAAAGCUGAGCUGAGUGUCAGCAAAGCCAAGGAUGUGCGGAAGGAGACGGAGUUGAGGAUGAAGUCCUAUGCCAACUGGGAGGAGUUCCUCAUGCCGGCCCCCAUCUCCAUCGCCAUACUGGGGCAGCUGGUUUUCAUUUCAGCAGGGCAGGGAGACUUCUCCAUCAAUAAGAACCCCCCUAAGGAUGGCUUCAAGCACAUCAAAUACCCAGAAUCCUUCAGGGCCUGCCUGUGUCAAGUCAGUAACCAAGGCUGGGCAGCCUUCAACACCGCACACGUCAACAUGGACCAGAUCAGACUCCUCUCCAUGAGCGUCCCUGGACGGAUGAAGGUGAUUGUUAAAAUUCUGUUCCAGGACAUGGAGACGGUGAAUGCCAUGCUGCCGACGCACCUAAAGAACAUGAAGGCCGUGGCAGACGACUGCAAAGCCUUAGCCCAGGCGGUGAAGGACAAGUAUUCAGACGUCAUCUACCUGAUCCAGGAGCUGAUGGAGGCCUGUUUGAACGCCAAGAAAGGUUACGAGGAUGAGCUGAAAGACAUCCAGAUAGCCCUGCAGCAAGAACAGAUCAAGGAGAAAGCAGCCAAGGAGGCACAGAAGCUGGCCGAGCAGUAUCACAACCAGAUGAAGCAGCAGGUCGAUGAAUCUUUUAACCAGUACAAGGAAGCCAUGAAAGCCAUCCCCACAGGGUGGGAUGCUGUGGGCAUGACCGUUGUGGAGAAUAUUACAGAUGGAAUGACCAGUUUUAUCAAUGGGUUUACAAGCAUGUUCACGGGAAAACACGGCAAGAUGCAAGCUGGGAAAAUGAAAGCCAGUGCAGCGGCUGGCCCAGAGGAAUUCAACCAUGGAAGCAUAAUGCCGGCACUCAGCAUUUUUGCCAAGUCAGAAAUGCUACUGACGUUUGCAACGCAGCUCAAAGAGCUAAGCGAUGAGCACGAUGGCCUCAACAUGAAGAAAGUCGUCAAUGAGAAAACUCAGAAAGUUAAUACCAACUGGCUGAAAGACAGUUUCCUAAAGACGAAGAGCAGCAUAGACACGGAAAAUAUGUGUGAGCCAAAAAAUCAAGCUCAAGAGAUCUGCGCAUCUGGCCUCCGUAUCUGUGAACAGCUGGAAAAGAUGGCCUUGUCCCAAAACAAAGGAAAGGAAGAAGAGAAGUCUCUCACUGAAGAUAUCAAACGCUUAUACCAAACAGCAUCAGAAUUUGAUUCACACAGUAAAUCCUCAGUGGGAUCUCCUGCCUUCACCGCCAAGCCGCUGAACGUGGCUAAAUGUCAGCAAGGCUCAACGGGAGGAUCCAGUGCCCUGCGAAAUGCACAUUUGAAGGUCGAGCAGAGCCGGGAGAUGCUGAAGUCGACUCAGGAUGAGUAUCAGAGGAGCUUUGAGAACUUCAAGAAGCAGAAUGAUGAGCUGAUGGAGAUCAUGUGCACCAUGGAGAAAUGCAAGGUGCAAGAAAUCGAUUUUGAGAUGGCGCGGAAGAUGCUGAUCAAAGGGCUGGAGGCCCUGGGGAGGGUGAAGGAGCAGUGGGAGAAGAUGGUGAGGUUCUUCCAGAUGAUCUCCAGCCUCAUUGACUCCUGCCUCAGUCGGGACAUCAAGGAAUUUGUGAGCUCUGUCUCAGAUGUGCAGAAAAUUGAAAAUUAUUCCUCCAAAUCCUUCGUGAUAGACACCAUCUACACCCAGGCAUUCAACGCUUCCAACGUGGCCCACCUGGUGCACAUGAUCUCUGAGACCUACACCGAAGUGUCCAAUAAUUACCUGAUGGAUCGCGUGAGCAGCCUGGGGAGACUGAUCGCCAUGGAACCUUCCGACCCGAGCUUCCAGUCUGAGCGGGAGGCAUUACAGAAAGGUUGCAAAGAGGCCCGCCAAGCCAUCUACGACAUGGUGAUCGAGAAGAAAAAGGAGUUUGAUAGGAGUGUCGAGGCCAGGGUGGAGACGAUCGACAGAGAGCUGAAGGCCGUGCUACCCCCCGUGAGCGUGGAAGAGCAGAAGGCAAUUGAGGGAGCGGUGAAACGGGGGAUGAAGGAGCUGACCGUGGAGGAAGAAGACCUAUUUGAGUAGAUGGAUGCAUUGGUGGGGUCCGAGCUACUGGCUCAUGCUAUGGGGAGUCUCCCUAAUCAACCAAUCAUAGCCCCACCUCGCUUCGCUCCAAAUAUGAUCUUUGCUUUGCAAGACCCGAGCUUGAGAAAGGCCAGCUUUGCAGUCAAGGUGCUGCGCGAGGACCCGCCACAUGCUGUCCUUUGUGACCCUGGGCAAGUCACUUUGUUUCUCUGUGCUUGGGCUUCACAUCUGUAAGAUAGGGAUGUAUCGUUACCCCAUCUCAGCCACAGGGUAGGGGGGGAGGUGAGACACUUAGGUAGUAGUUGGCCCUGAUAAGAACCUACAGAGAGAUUCAUGGAGGGGGGAGAUGAGGAAAAUGCCCAUUCUCUAUGAAGCAGGAUUUAUAGAUUUUAGAAACAUCACAAGCGACAGAGCUCCCGCUACUUGCGCUGGAGAGCAAAUUCCACCUUCAAUAACCCAGGAGAGAUUUGCGUUGACAGAGGGGGGUGGAGGGGGCUGGGAGCCAGGACUCCUGGGUUCCAGUCAGUCUUUCCUGUGUCUCACUUUGUUAGCUGAAGGGCAAGUCACUUCCCCACUCUCUGGGCCUCACAUCUGCAAGAUGGGGCCAUAGCACUUGCUAGACACACAGGGCCAGGUGUUCAAGGUAUUUAGUCACCUAAUGGUGCAGGUCCCUUCCAACCCUUAUAUUCUAUGAUUCUAUGAUUGGCACCUGGUGGGAUUUUAAAUUGGAUUGCAAGGGGAAUUAGGCACCUAGUGGAUUGCAAGGGGAGUUAGGCACCUAACCAGCUUCGGCACUUUUGAGAGUCCCCCUAGGUCCCCAUCUGCACUGUUAGGUACUUAAAUCCUUUCGGAAACCUGGCCCGCAGGGGUAUGGCCUGAGGAGGGCCCAUCUUGUGCCUACUAAGGGUGAGGCAAAACUCCCUUUGAUUUCGACGGGCCCAGGGUUCUUCCUGACAGGUGGAAGGAAAUCAGAAGCUGGCGUAGCUGCCUCACUUACUCUGAGUAGCUCCCCCGAGGCGCAUGGGGGGAUUCAGCCAGAGGGCGGUGCACUGCGCACACCUGGCAUGGAGCCGACCAUCCCGUGUGAGUGGCCCAGUCGGUCCCUGGAUUUCCUGCUUUGCGAUGGCGCAGCGCUGAGCACUUCCAAUAAAGCCUCUGGCAUUUACUAGCAUUCAGGAGCCUGUUGUCGUCGUUAUUUAGUCGAGGAAUGCAGAAUUAACGUUCUGCGCAGAAUUUCAUUGUUCCCUGCAGAACUGGCGCUGCAGAGCUCCUGGCCGCCCUUAGGGACCCCUGGACCCAGCAGAGCCUGGCUCCCCACAAACAGAGGGCACUGCGGAGAG
Messenger RNA from Chelonia mydas (Green sea turtle), 3559 nucleotides. RefSeq lists its product as uncharacterized. Bases 132 to 2219 code for a protein of 695 amino acids. Lineage: Eukaryota; Metazoa; Chordata; Testudines; Cheloniidae. The record is from RefSeq and is a predicted model, not a curated record. The transcript has 2 exons.